GCUGAGCGCUAGGAGGCCAGGCCGGCAGAGGAGGCGCCACAUCCGGCGGCUUCCCAGCUGUGCAUAAAGCCACCGCUGCUGCCGCUGCCGCUGUUAGCUUACAGCAGCAGCUCUGGCCUCUUCUCGGCUGCAGGAGCAGCUGCUCCCAUGCCCCAGAGCGGCCAUGAGCGCCCCGCACUGGUGGGACCAGCUGCGGGCUGGCAGUUCGGAGGUGGACUGGUGCGAGGACAACUACACCAUCGUGCCUGCCAUCGCCGAGUUCUACAACACGAUCAGCAACGUCUUGUUUUUCGUUUUACCGCCCAUCUGCAUGUACUUGUUUCGUCAGUAUGCAACAUGCUUCAACAGUGGCAUCUACUUAAUAUGGACUCUUUUAGUUGUAGUGGGAAUUGGAUCCGUCUACUUCCAUGCAACCCUGAGUUUCCUGGGUCAGAUGCUAGAUGAACUUGCCAUUCUUUGGGUUCUGAUGUGUGCUCUGGCCAUGUGGUUCCCUAGAAGGUAUCUACCAAAGAUCUUUCGUAAUGACAGGGGCAGGUUCAAGGCGGUGGUCUGCGUUCUGUCUGCAGUUACAACAUGCCUGGCGUUUGUCAAGCCUGCCAUCAACAACAUCUCUUUGAUGACUCUAGGGGUUCCUUGCACUGCCCUGCUUGUUGCAGAGCUAAAGAGGUGUGACAACGUGCGUGUGUUUAAGCUGGGCCUCUUCUCGGGCCUCUGGUGGACCCUCGCCCUUUUCUGCUGGAUCAGUGACCGAGCCUUCUGUGAGCUGUUGUCGUCCUUCCACUUUCCCUACCUGCACUGUGUGUGGCACAUCCUCAUCUGCCUUGCCGCCUACCUGGGCUGCGUAUGCUUUGCCUACUUUGAUGCUGCCUCUGAGAUCCCUGAGCAGGGCCCGGUCAUCAGGUUCUGGCCCAGCGAGAAAUGGGCCUUCAUCGGCGUUCCCUAUGUAUCCCUUCUGUGCGCCAACAAGAAAUCAUCAGUCAAGAUCACGUGAUGGGAAGGCGGGGGCUGGCUUCUCUGCUUAUGUUUCCUCAUGCAUUUUUCAGCAAAGACAGCUGAGGGGUUCUCAGAGUUGGUGGGGGGGGGGGUCUGGUUUUUUUUUUUUUUUUUAAUUCUGUUCCCUUGGGCUCUAACUGGUGUGUCUGUGACCUGAGAAAUGAGUGUCUUACCCUUUCCCAAAGAUGGAAAGUAGAGGGCUGAGGGCACUAGGUGUAUCUUCUCAGCGUCACUUCCAGACGCAGUGGCUUGUUGGGCUGCGUCCUUUGUGGCAAUGGUAGAGCAGUCACUGGGGGGACCCAGUGACGCACAAUGUCUCGCUUUCUGGAGAGUUUACCUGCUCCAGACCCCACCAUUCCUGUCGACGGACUGAUU
Rhinolophus ferrumequinum (greater horseshoe bat) is the source of this 1368-nucleotide messenger RNA. RefSeq names its product alkaline ceramidase 2 (gene ACER2). Gene Ontology annotation, molecular function: hydrolase activity, acting on carbon-nitrogen (but not peptide) bonds, in linear amides. Gene Ontology annotation, biological process: ceramide metabolic process. The transcript is spliced from 6 exons. Lineage: Eukaryota; Metazoa; Chordata; Mammalia; Chiroptera; Rhinolophidae. The record is from RefSeq and is a predicted model, not a curated record. The coding region runs from base 164 to 991 and encodes 275 amino acids. Gene Ontology annotation, cellular component: membrane.